Messenger RNA from Cladocopium goreaui, 2523 nucleotides. Lineage: Eukaryota; Dinophyceae; Suessiales; Symbiodiniaceae. The record is from the annotation of a GenBank genome assembly.
AUGUCGUGGAAAGUGCGCGAAUGUCCUCUUGCUGCCGCGGGUACAAUGGGCGCUACUUUUCCUGAAUCGCUCUGGUUGCCAGUCAUCUUAUUUAUUCUGGCUUGUGCCGGACUGGCCGUAACGCUGUUAGUUGUGGGGCGCCUCGUUGGGCCGCAGCGAACCUCUGAAGUGAAGGGCAUGCCGUACGAAAGCGGUAUGGAUCCCAUUCACGAUACUCGGCGGAAGUUUGAUAUUCGCUUCCACCUCGUUGCCAUCGCGUUUCUCAUCUUCGAUGUGGAACUGUUCUUUUUGUAUCCAUGGGCCGUUGCUUCGGGCGAUCCCGCGGGGGUCGACUCGGUGGUGGUUGCCGAUGCCGUCCCCGUUGCUCAACAGUUGAUUGCCAAUCGCGGGUGUUUUCCAAUGGCGAUAGAUCUCCCCGACAAUGUGUUCAUCAGCAAGCUCGACGCUUUAGCGAGUUGGGGUCGCAAGAAUAGUCUGUGGCCCAUGCCCUUCGCCACGGCCUGCUGUGGAAUCGAAUUGAUGGCCACCGGUGCCAGUAAGCACGACCUGGCCCGGUUCGGCGCCGAGGUGUUUCGCUUCAGUCCCCGGCAGUGCGACCUGAUGAUUGUCGCCGGCCGGGUCGUGAUGAAGAUGCUGCCCGUGCUGCAACGAAUUUGGCUGCAGAUGAACGAGCCGAAGUGGUGUAUCUCGAUGGGGGCGUGUGCAUCGACCGGCGGAGUGUUUGAUACCUACUGCGUCGUGCAGGGCAUCGAUCGCUUUAUACCGGUCGAUAUGUAUGUGCCUGGUUGCCCUCCGCGACCCGAGCAAUUGAUCCAGGCCAUCAUCGACCUGCAGGACAAGAUCGAGCACGAAGGCACGAUCUUCGGGAAAGAGUUUACGACCGAGGCAUUUCCUGCCGCCACGGUCGAUGAGUACCGUGAUCGAACGCGUGUCGCGGUGCCGCAAGACGGCAUCUACCAGGUGCUCUCCUGGCUGAAGAACGAGCAGGGGUAUGACCUACUGGUCGACAUCACCUGCGUCGACUACUUGAACUAUCGCGACGCCAGCGAUCGCUUCGGGUUGGUCUACUUGCUGACAAACAUCGAUAGCAACGAGCGGCUCACCAUUCGCACCUUCUUGAACGAGCCCAACCUGAAGGUGCCUUCGGCCGUGCCGCUGUGGAAGGGCGCCAACUGGAUGGAGCGGGAAGUCUACGACAUGUUCGGGAUCGAGUUCGAAGGACAUCCCGACCUGCGGCGCAUCUUGCUGCCCGAGGAGUUCACGGCCCAUCCGGCUGAUAUGCCGCUUACCCCCACCUCGAAUCCAGAGCUGGAAGAGUUUCAGGGCGAUCUUGCGCGGGACGAAACGCAGGACUACUUGUGGACACUGAACUUCGGUCCUCAACAUCCGGCCACCCACACCACGUUGCGGCUGGUGUUGAAGCUCGACGGUGAACGGGUCGUGGCGGCCAUGCCCGACAUCGGCUAUCUGCAUUCGGGCUUCGAGAAGAUCGGCGAGCACCUGGACUACAACCAGUAUGUCACUGUGACCGACCGCAUGAACUACAUGUCGCCGAUGGCCAACAACGUGGCUUGGCACUGUGCGGUUGAGAAACUGCUCGGCAUCGAGAUCACGCCCCGCUGCAAGUACAUUCGCACCAUCAUCUGCGAACUGGCCCGCAUGAGCGAUCACUUCCUUUGCAAUGGAGCGAUCGGGCUCGAUACGGGGGCCUUCACCUUCUUUCUGUAUGCCUUCUAUCAGCGCGAGGUGAUCUACGACAUCUUCGAGACCGCCUGCGGGGCCCGCUUCACGAACAGCUACACCCGCGUCGGUGGGUUGGUGUACGACGUCAGCGACGUGUUCAUCGAGAAGGUGCGGGCUUUCAUGAAAAGUUCGGCCAAGACGCUCGACGACAUGGAGCGUUUGGUCAACCGCAAUCGCAUCUUCACCGAUCGUACGCAGGGGGUUGGCGUUCUCGCGAAAGAAGACGCCACCAAUUGGAGCGCCACCGGGCCGAUCGCCAGGGCCAGCGGGGUGACCCGCGACUUGCGGAAAGACGAGCCCUACCUGGCGUACAAAGAUUUCGAUUUCGAUGUGCCCUGUAUGACCACGGGCGACUGCUACGCACGGUACUACGUGCGAAUGGCCGAGGCGCGCGAAAGCUUGAAGAUCAUUGGGCAAGCACUCGAGAACCUGCCCUCGGGGCCGGUGAAUGUGGGGCUCGACGAACGCACCACACUGCCCACAAAGCAACAGGUGUACUCUUCGAUCGAAGGCACGAUCAUGCAGUUCGAACUCUCGAUGAGUAACCGUGGGUUCACGGUGCCGCACGAAGAGGUUUACUCUGCCAUCGAAGCCCCCAAUGGAGAGUUGGGUUUUUACAUCGCCGGCGACGGGUCGGAUGUGGCCUAUCGCGCCCGCUGCCGACCGCCGUCGUUCAUUCACCUGGCGAUGUUUCCCAUGUUGAUUAAGGGGCACACGCUGAGUGACAUUGUUGCCGUACUGGGGAGCUUGAACAUUAUCGCCGCCGAGUUGGAUCGCUAG